UGGUAGCCUACCGUUGGGGAGUCACGAGAAGUUUAACGUUAGCGAAGCUCCACGAAUAUGACCCAGAGGUGAGUGGAGAUGACACAGACGAAGCUAAUGAAAACGACUCCACCGGGUCUCUGAUAAGAAGUGGACGCUUACGUGUGUGUGAGGUUGUGGGCUCCUACUUUGUCAGCCCACCUGCUCUCGGGGUGGCUCGUCUUGUAGAGGAGCCGCUGUGGCAGCUAGCGAAGAUCGUUAGCCGCUAACUACCGCAGCUAGCGGGCUAACUACUAACAUUAGCCUCUUGCGAGAGUGAAGUGAACUAGUCGCGCCGUGUGAUGCUAACGACGCCGAGGCUACUUUUGGAGGCUUGCUGAGUUGGAUAUAUUCCCGGGAGGGACUCGUUGCCACCGGAGCUGGUGUUGUCAACGCCGGUGCCAGCUACCUUGUUGUGCUUCUCCCCUGCCCUCUUGUCAUUGUUGGCGGAGCGUCCUGUGACUGCACACCUCUGCUCCCAGUCCAUGCAUGCUAGCAGCCGCUGCAGCCAGCUAGUGUUGUCACAUUAGCUAACGAACCGAUCACAGUUUUUGACCAUUUGUGAGUGGAUGCCAUCACUGGUACGAGCUGUGGGAGACAGACGGAGUCGUAUCAUCCCACCGUGACGCCUGUAUAUGAACUAACUGUACUUUGAUGUCGUAUCACCCGACAGCUAGUAGUCCCUCCAGAAGAACCAGGCGCGGAGCAUGCAGGAGAAGAAAAGACUUCAGAUAAGUAGAUAGGGGACGUCGGACACAACCGAGUUAAAUUGGACUGUGUGGUUAAUUUACCACCGAACAGGGAUUGCAUUUGGUGGCCGGACUGACAGAGAAAGUAAAGGAUGAAGAAGUUUUCCAGAAUGCCAAAGUCCGAGAGCGGCGGGCUCGGAGGGGCGUCCGGGUCCGGCUCCAGCUCCGGAGUCAGCAGCUACUUCGGGAAAGUGUUUGCAGUCGGCCGGUAUCAAGUCACCGUGGAAGAGCUUGUUGCAGAGGGAGGCUUCUCAGUGGUAUUUCUGGCUCGAACACACAGUGGCGUCCGCUGUGCUCUUAAAAGGAUGUACGUCAACAACGUCCCGGACCUAAAUGUCUACAAAAGAGAGAUCACUAUCAUGAAAGAGCUGUCGGGCCAUAAGAACAUUGUCGGCUACCUGGACUCCACAAUCAAUGCAGUGUCGGACAGUGUGUGGGAGGUCCUGAUCCUCAUGGAGUACUGUAAAGCGGGUCAGGUUGUGAAGCAGAUGAACCAGCGGUUGAAUGUGGGCUUCACUGAGGCUGAGGUCCUCCACAUUUUCUGUGAUGCCUGUGAGGCUGUGGCUCGCCUGCACCAAUGCAAGACACCCAUCAUCCACAGAGACCUCAAGGUUGAAAACAUCCUGCUAAACGACCAGGGAAAUUAUGUGCUGUGUGACUUCGGCAGUGCCACUCACAAGGUUUUGCUGCCACAAAAAGACGGCGUGACUGCUGUGGAGGACGAGAUUAAGAAGUACACGACCCUUUCAUAUCGCUCGCCGGAGAUGAUUAACUUGUAUGCAGGGAAAGCCAUCACCACUAAGGCUGAUAUAUGGGCACUUGGAUGCUUGUUGUACAAGCUGUGUUUCUUCGCACUUCCAUUUGGGGAGAGUCAAGUUGCCAUAUGUGACGGAACCUUUAUUGUUCCAGAUAACUCAAAAUUCUCCUUCAAGUUGCACUGUUUAAUCAGAUAUAUGCUCGAACCAGACCAGGAGAAGAGACCAGACAUUUACCAAGUGUCCUACUUUGCCUUCAAAUUAGCUGGAAAAGACUGUCCAGUGCCAAAUCUCUUUAACUCUCCCAUCCCUACGUCGCUCCCAGAACCUCUAACAGCUAGUGAGGUUGCUGCUAAGAAAAGCAUGACAAAAGCCAGGAUAACAGACUCUGUGGGCCCAACGGAAACAUCAAUAGCUCCCAGACAGAGGCCAAAAGCGGCAAACAGUAACGUCUUGCCUCUCGCCAACACUGUCACCCCUGUCAAGAUGACCGUGCCUUCAGCACCCGUCAGCAACGGCCAGAAAGCUCCCACUCCUGGCUUAGGGCAGCCAUCCGUGCAGGCCCAACCCAGCAGUCAGCAGCACCGAGUCCUGCAGCAACUACAGCCUGGUGACCUGCGUCUGCAGCAACUACAACAACAACAACAACAACAACAACAACAACAACAUCAUCACCACCAACAAGCAGUGCAGCAACAACAUAUAAAUGCACAGCAACUCCAAUACCUCCAGUACCAACAGGCUGUGCAGCAGUCCAUCCAGCUCCAGCAGCAGCAGCAGCAGCAGCAGCAGGCCCUCCUCCAGCAGCAGCAGCAGAUGAUGAUGCAGCCGAUGUACCAGCAGCAGGUUGCCCAGGCCCGGGCUCAGGCUCAGGCUCAGGCUCAGUACCAGUACGCAGCCAUGCUGCACCAGUACCAACAGGCUUUUGUCCAGCAGCAGCAACAACAGCAGCAGCAGCAGCAUCAUCCCGCUCAGCAGCCUCUCCCCUAUAUGUCCUCCCCUCUUGAGUUCCAGAUCCCGCUUGGUUCCUAUAAUGCGACCACGCCCACUGCUGGAACUGUAGCUGGAACUGGCCAAAUGGGGGGACCGUCACCUGUUGAUUCCUCAUACACUAACCCUAGUAGAAACUCUCUGCUUACUUCAGAUGGGAUUACGCCACCCUCUCAGAGCUGCAACAGUACAGUCAGUAACCCCCCCGAUAUGUCCGGUUGGAACCCUUUCGGAGAGGACAACUUCUCCAAGUUGACAGAGGAGGAGCUGCUCGAUCGGGAGUUUGACAUGCUCAGAGCAAAUAAACCAGUGGAGAGAACAGCCAGUGUGGAAACGGACCAACCGCAGCCUGCUGCCUCCACUGCCAAGCCCCUCCCACCACAGGACCUGUUCGGCUCAGUCCCGUUUGUGGCCAGCGCAGGCACCGAUGUGAUAAAGACUGAGCAGACCAACGACGAAGUCAGCAUUCCUACCCCCGUCUCAACCACUGCACAAGAUCUGCAGCCGGCGACGGUCAAGGAGCACAAACCAGGCAAAAAGAGUAACUGCAGACCAGGCGAAGAAUCCGACAGCGACUUCGAGUCUGACCCUCCUUCACCAAAAAGCAGCGAGGAAGAAGAGCCGGAGGAGGAAGAGGGCCUGAACAGCGAGCACGGUGAAGACACUGAGCCAGAGAAUUUAGGACAGAGGCCUCUGCUGAUGGACUCUGAAGAAGAGGGAGAGGAGGAUGAAGACAAGCACAGCUCUGACUCGGACUACGAUCCCAGCAGGGUCAAGAGCCGCUCAAAGAAGGCUCCGGCAGGUAAAGCAGCUUUGGCCGCCACCAGAAAGAGUCCUCGGGAGGAUUCUGGCAUGACUCUGAUCACCCCUCCUGAGUCGCCCAGUGGAGCGAGAGCUGCCCCAGGUGUGGAUCCUGUGGAUGUUUUCGGUGCUGUUCCUUUCCUCAAAGGAGCCUCACCUGUCGGGCCUCCAGAAAGCUCAGACAUCUUUGCCAAAGCGCCAUUCAGGCAAGUUAGCCUUGAGCAGAAAGCUGGGGACGAGUUUGAUGUUUUUACCAAAGCGCCAUUCAAUCGGAACCUCUCCAAGUCAGGCAAGAGUGGCAGUGAUGUUCCCAUGGGGCAAACACCGCCCAUUUCCCCCGAGGGCAUUGAUAUCUUCGGCUUCUCUCCCUUCCAGCCGGGCCCCACCGAUCCGCCUCCCACCACCUCUAGAAGUGCAGAAGAUAUCUUCCACACGUCCUUUGAGGAGUCAGCCAGCCCUCAGCAACAGCGGCUGAAGCAGCGCAGCCUCCAGAAGCUGUCAUCACGCCAGAGAAAAACCAAGCAGGAGUCCACAGCAGGCGGCAGCAACGGCAAACGCCACCACGGUACGCCAACUGGAGGCCGCAAGACCAACAAGCCAACUUACCGCACACCAGAGCGAGUUCGCAGACACAAGAAGGUUGGCCGGAGAGACUCACAGAGCAGCAAUGAGUUCCUUAGCACCUCUGACUCUAAAGAGAACAUCAGUGUUGAUAUAACCAUGGCUGAAGGGAAAGAAAAAGGAGCUUCUCUGCCGGUAGAUGAGGCCCUUUUAGACCCAUUUGGAGCCAAACCUUUCCAUCCUCAGGACGGCAGCCGACACGGCCAGUAUCAAGGACUCACUGAUAGCAAGAGUGACAUGGGCACAGCCAAUGGCAAGUCCUGGACUGGUUCUCUUCACGGUGCUCUCGGAGAAAGCAAAAUCAUGGAUGAUUUUGGGGCGGUGCCCUUCACAGAAAUGGUCCACGGUGGACCGCAGCAGCAGCAGCAGCAGCAGCAGCAGCAGCAGCCGCCACCGCCCUCGCAGCUGGUGGAGCUCGACCCUUUUGGACCUCGGAACCGUUUGGAGCUAGACCCGUUCGGAGCUGCACCUUUUCCCUCGAAGCAGUGACUUCUCCUACUCUGCCAGUUGCUGUUAAAUAACCCCUAAGCUUUUUUCGUUUUUGUUGCUUGGGAACAACCAAUCAUAAACCAAGAAGCUAACAAUGCCCUAACACUUCUUUUUUUAAAGAACAUUUUAAUACAUCUCUCAGUUUCGAUAACAAAAAUCCCGAAUCCUGUGGAGUUUGUGAUGUUUCCACAUAUCUUUCAGCUGUACCUGUUUGCUGAGAAGCCUUUAAUGCUGCAUCCUUAACGCUUGUAAAGACGUUUGAACCGGGAGAAAUGGAAAACCCACUCGAAGUUGUACUGUGAUUUUAAGCUUAAUGUUUGACUGCUUGACUCUCUGCAAAAAGCUCUAUGGCCUGCCUUCUGAUCUACCAAUGUGUUUUUUUUUUAGCACCACAAAGCCUUACUUGAGCUGGGCUCUGCCUUGCUGCACAGUACCUCGGAAAAACCACAGCACAACCGGCCUGCGUCGCCUUUCAUGUCGGUGGAAUCGAUUGGGAGUCGACCUUAACCACUUCGUUUUGUCCUUACUAGACCUCCCUCUAUGCAUAAUUUCACAGUAGUCUUUACGCAGCCAGAUGUGGCUGUUUUUUGUGUUGCAUUACACUUCGAAUACUAGAAGGGAUCUCAUUUUAUUGUACUUCCAUAAAAAGUUGGAUCUGUUAAUUUGGUCAGGUUUAAACUUAGGCUCUUAACUGUUUUCUUUUUUUCUAGCUGUAAGCUUCUAUGUAAGUACUGUUAACUUUCUUUUUUAUUGAGUUACAACUCAACACAUUCUGUUAGAAACAAAUAAAACACAAGACACAACACAAGGUUUACUAGGUUUACGUUUUAAGAACUUCGACCCUUACAGAAACUGGCAGGCUGUACCACUAUUUUCUCAGCAAUGUACAUGCUCCUAACAUUAGAUGUCAUAAUGUUUUCAGAAUAAUUUGUGCUUGAAAAUAUUUCAUUGCACCAUUGUUAAAGGAUGAGGCUGGUGGUGGUCCAUAUAUUUUGUUAUUGUCAACAAAUUCCAUAAAAUGACCAAACACAACAGUGUGUUAGUCCAUCUCAAUACUUAUAAACAAAUUUCAAUAACUUAGAAAUAGUUUUGAUGAAUCAUGUUUACUGAACUAUGCUUAUUUCAGAAAAAGAAAAAGAAGUUAUUUUACCCGCCCAAGAAAUAGUCUACUGUAAUGGAUUUUGUUACCCUUGUCAGAGACAGGCUAGCAGUUUCCCCCUACUUUCAGUCUUUAUGCUAAGCUAAGCAGCUUCAUAGUGAAAAGAUAGACGUGAGACACGAAUGGUUCUUUUGGAUUCACACACAAAAUACUAGUCACAGAAUUGGUUUGUUAUUGGUUUUGGUCUUUUCAUGUGAUUUGCUGACAACAACAAUAUGGGAUACCAUCAGGUAUUCUUUGACACAGAUCUUUCCACUGCAGAAUGUGAAUUGGCGUAUUCAUAAAGGGAAGAAACAUUGAAGAGUCUGUCAUACAAAUUCAGGUCAUUUGUCUUCAGGAGUGCAGUUUUCAGUGCCGAAUUCUUCCAUGAACUUUUCCGUUGUGCUCUACAUUGGCGGCCUUAAGCACUGCAUAUACCUACACACCCAUUGGCACAUUUGUUUGAACCUGCAGGUUGCUGUGUUUUCACCAGUGGAACCAUUUGAUCCAACUAUUUUCCACCCCUACCACCACCACAAGGGUAAAUCUUAUAUUGUAUUUAUCAUGCUAUACUGCUGUUUGAUGCAAUAAAAAAAAAAAGAGUCAUCUCA
Messenger RNA from Dicentrarchus labrax (European seabass), 6172 nucleotides. RefSeq names its product BMP2 inducible kinase (gene bmp2k). The transcript is spliced from 16 exons. Lineage: Eukaryota; Metazoa; Chordata; Actinopteri; Moronidae. The coding region runs from base 860 to 4423 and encodes 1187 amino acids. Gene Ontology annotation, molecular function: ATP binding; protein kinase activity. The record is from RefSeq and is a predicted model, not a curated record. Gene Ontology annotation, biological process: protein phosphorylation.